UGUGGUCAUUUGCCUUAUCUGUGUAUAAUAACUGUGCUUGGAUGCAGUAUCUUACUUGAGCAGGCUACCAAUGCCCUAUUAUUUCUCUACCUUUAAAACAACCCAAACCGAAUCUUUGUAUUCUUUUGUUUCCUAACGGGAUGUCCUUAACAGAGCCAGAGGCUGGCAGCACAUUGCCGGGCAGCCGGUCCUGGCUCACUUCGCCUGCCCUGAGAACAGUCUGCACACCAAGCAAGUUAUUUGUGCUCUCCCUGGGAGGGAGUUCUAACGCACGUCCCUGUCUUCGUCCUGUGACUGAGCUCUUCACAGAACAGAUGAGUAACAAAGUCCUGAAGAAGAGAAAGGGGAGAAAGCCUGUGAAGACACACGAGACUGCUUGCAGUGGAGCAAGGUGGUUUUACGUUCCUCGCACCCAGCCCAGUUCUGCUGACUUGCUGUGGAUACAGAACCUUGCUGGUAUGACCAGACGGCUUCAGGUGCACACUCAGCAGGGCCGGGAAGGCUCUGCGUCCCAUCCCUUAAGACCAGUGGCCCGCAGCAUGACUCGGCGGAAGGGGAGAGCUCCGGAGACGGUCUCGUUCCUGAGGAGGCUCCUGCCCCUGCUCACCUUUCGCGCGUUCCCUUUAUCGAGCUGCAGAGGAGGCAGCUCCGACAGCCGACCGCCCGAGCCCUCGCUGCCGCCCACAGCACAGCGCCAGGAGCUCUGCAGAGGGGCCGAGGCGGCUCACCCGCGCUGGACGCGGCGGCCGGGGGCAGCUCCGCCCGCCCCCGCGCGGCGAGGCCGCUUCCCCGGGCGGGGGGACCCGGCAGGCCGCGGCGGUGUAGGGCGCGGCCUCCUACCAUGGGGCCGCGGGCUCCCCGCAGGCCGCCUGGAGCAGGGGGCGACCCCGCUGGGCGCUGCGCCGCACGCCCCCGGCCCGGCGGGGGUGCCGGGCCUCGCAGCGGAGGGGGCCGGGGCGCGGUGGCGGGGGGGGCCCGGUGCUUGA
Molecule: messenger RNA, 986 nt
Organism: Pogoniulus pusillus (Red-fronted tinkerbird)
Lineage: Eukaryota; Metazoa; Chordata; Aves; Piciformes; Lybiidae
Exons: 4
Coding region: 141-986 (281 amino acids)
Source: RefSeq, a predicted model, not a curated record